Molecule: messenger RNA, 1275 nt
Organism: Penicillium longicatenatum
Lineage: Eukaryota; Fungi; Ascomycota; Eurotiomycetes; Eurotiales; Aspergillaceae
Gene: dph1
Product: 2-(3-amino-3-carboxypropyl)histidine synthase
Exons: 2
Coding region: 1-1275 (424 amino acids)
Biological process (GO): protein histidyl modification to diphthamide
Molecular function (GO): 2-(3-amino-3-carboxypropyl)histidine synthase activity
Source: RefSeq, a predicted model, not a curated record
AUGGACAAUACACUCCGUCAGCCCAAGAAGCGGUUCGUCGGUAGACGUACUGCCGAAGCGCAGGCUCAACCCAACCCGACAACUGGAGAUGUCGAGUCCACGGCUGUUCAAAAAGCUGCACCCCGCCGAACUCCCAGAACUCUCAAUCAGGUUCCACCAGAGAUUCUGAAUGAUCCCGAUAUCCAAGCCGCUAUUGAAUUGCUUCCCAAGAACUACUCCUUCGAGAUCCCUAAGACCAUUCAUCGUGUUCGCACAUCCGAAGCCAAGCGUGUGGCUCUACAAUUUCCGGAGGGGCUUUUGAUCUUCGCUACAACUAUCUCCGAUAUUCUCCAACAAUUUUGCCCCGGCAUAGAGACUUUGAUUAUGGGUGAUGUCACCUACGGUGCUUGCUGCAUUGACGAUUAUACUGCCCGCGCACUGGGCUGUGACCUGCUCGUUCACUACGCCCACAGUUGUCUUAUUCCAGUGGAUGUGACUAAAAUCAAGACAUUAUACAUCUUCGUGGACAUCAGCAUUGAUACCACUCAUCUGAUUGCCACUCUUGAACGCAACUUCAAGCCCGGGCAAACCAUCGCAACGGUCGGUACCAUCCAAUUUAACGCUACCCUCCAUGGUCUCAAGCCUGUUCUUGAGCGUGCGGGAUUCCGCGUUGUUGUUCCUCAAAUCAUGCCUCUCUCCAAGGGCGAGAUUCUUGGCUGCACAUCCCCACAGCUUUCUGAAACCGAAAUUGAUGUCAUUCUCUAUCUCGGAGACGGUCGCUUCCAUCUCGAAUCUGCCAUGAUCCACAAUCCCACCAUUCCCGCAUACCGAUACGACCCAUAUUCGCGCACUCUUACACGAGAGAGUUAUGAUCACGAUGAGAUGCACACAAUCAGACGCGAUGCUAUUGCUACCGCAAAGUCUGCCAAGAAAUGGGGAAUCAUCUUGGGCUCACUGGGCCGUCAAGGAAACCCCAACACCAUGGCCAUGAUCGAGCGUCAUUUGGCUGAGCGUGGUAUCCCUGUAGUAAACCUACUAUUGAGUGAGAUCUUCCCGGGUAAAUUGGCUUCCAUGUCAGAUGUCGAAUGCUGGGUGCAAAUCGCAUGUCCUCGACUCAGCAUCGACUGGGGCUAUGCAUUUUCCCGCCCCUUGCUUACACCUUAUGAGGCGCUUAUUGCUCUUGGUGUGCGUGAGAACUGGGACACUGAAAAUAAGGGAGUGUAUCCUAUGGACUUCUAUGCCAAGGAGGGAUUGGGCCGCACAAAGCCUCAGCAGGCUGUUAGUGGGGCAGCUUGA